GGGCCGCUGGCGCGGGAUCUGGGGCUCAGCGCGGACGAGCUGCCGGCGCGCAAGCUGCGGCUGAGCGAGGAGAAGCAAUACUUCACGGUGAGUGAGGAAAACGGGAAUCUGUAUGUGUACGAGAGACUGGACCGGGAGGAGAUGUGCGGCACGUCACCGACCUGCACCGUCAGCUUCGAGGCGCUGGUGCACAACCCACUGAACAUCUUCCGUGUUGAGGUGGCCAUUGAGGACGUGAAUGACAAUUCCCCGGUCUUCAGGAAGGCUUCUCUGGACCUCGAUAUAGGUGAAUGGAUACCUCCCGGCGCUCGUUUUCCGCUGGAGAUGGCACGAGACGCCGACGUAGGAAGCAACUCCCUUCUGACUUACCAACUCACCAACAACCCGUCCUUCAGUCUGGCCGUGAAGGAGAACCCGGGUGGAAAGAAGCUGCCUGAAUUAGUGUUGGAGAGAGCGUUGGACCGGGAGAAGCAGAGCUCCUUUGAGCUGGUGCUGAUGGCGGUGGAUGGAGGAGACCCCGCGAGGUCCGGGACUGUCCAGGUUCGCAUUAACGUGACGGACGCCAACGACAACCCACCCGUGUUCAGCAAAAGUAUGUACGAGGCGCGAGUGGCGGAGAAUCUUUCGGUGGGGUCACUGGUGCUGCAGGUGCUGGCCAGGGAUGCGGAUGCGGGUUCCAACGGGAAGGUCUCCUACUCCUUUGGCAACGUCCCAGACGACGCCGCUAUGUUGUUCAGCAUCGACAGCGAGAGUGGCGAGAUCAGGACAGCGAGUCCCCUAGAUUUCGAAGAGAACAGUAAAUAUACCUUCGGCCUCGAGGCGAGAGACGGUGGUGGACUCACCGGGAACUGCGAAGUGCAAAUAGAUAUCACGGACGUGAACGACAAUGCGCCCGAGAUAACAAUUUUGUCGCUGUCGAGUCCCGUGACCGAGGACGCUCCGACCGGCACCGUGGUAGCCCUGCUGAAAGUGCGCGACAGAGACUCCGGCGAGAACGGUCAGGUGUCGUGCGA
This is a messenger RNA of Malurus melanocephalus (red-backed fairy wren), 1013 nucleotides long. Its product is annotated as protocadherin gamma-B2-like. Gene Ontology annotation, biological process: homophilic cell-cell adhesion. Gene Ontology annotation, cellular component: plasma membrane. Gene Ontology annotation, molecular function: calcium ion binding. The transcript has a single exon. The annotation marks the transcript as partial. Lineage: Eukaryota; Metazoa; Chordata; Aves; Passeriformes; Maluridae. The record is from RefSeq and is a predicted model, not a curated record.